CGAUUCAAAUGCUGCUGAACUUGUUCUGAAUCCGUCAACUUUAACCCAUUUCGGGCAAUGUCAUGACCUCUUUCCAACACACAAUUAACCAAUUAGCUGCGAAGACAUUUGAUGCUCCAGCAAAACGAAGCAGUCAAUCGCCAUUGCAAUCGCACUGCCUCCAUCGAAGCAGUAGUGCCAACAGUUGACUCCAAUUCGGAAUAAAAGACAAAGUCACAAACGUCGCAUUUUAUGCUCUUAACAUGGCACAGAAGUUUAAGUAUCGCGACAAAUUGAAGGGUCUAUCGAUCAUCGUUCUAUCUAUCGUUCUUCUUGCAUUACUCCCACAAUCCAUUGACGCACAAACUCGAGAUCCGCGAUUUUAUUCGCGCGUCGGUGUCGACUAUCAAUGGCCGAAUCCCGGCGAUCCGGAUUACAGAACCUACACAUUCAACGAUCGUCGCUACGGGCACUAUCAGCCAAAUGGAUAUGGCGCUAAUUAUCCAGGCAGAAAUCCACCUGGUCAAUAUCCCCAGGGUAUGCCGAACGAGGAUCGUUUUCGAUUUGAUCCGAACGAUCCCAAUGCUAGGACACAGUUUCCGGGCGUCUUGGCCGGUUGGCGUGAGGAUUUGCAGGGGAAGCAGCGACGCGACUCGUUGACUCUGGAACGGGAUGUCUUUGUCACGACGAACUAUGGCCAGGUGCAAGGCUUUAAGGUCUACAUGUACGACAAUCCCGAUCCCAAGUCAUUCUAUAGGCCAUAUCAUUCCACUGUGGAUCGCGUAAUGGGCGAAUGCUCCGUGUUCUUGGGCAUUCCCUACGCCCUGCCGCCCACAUUCGAGGGGCGCUUUAAGCCGCCACGCCUACAUCGCGGCUGGCAGCUGCUGCAGGCGGUGGACUUCGGACCCGCCUGUCCACAGCCGGUGCGUUACACAGGUGCGACCAAAGGUGUCAUGGACAUGGAUGAGGAUUGCCUCUAUCUGAAUGUAUAUUCGCCCAAGACUGGCGCUGGCGUUGCCCAGAAGUAUCCGGUCAUGGUCUAUAUACAUGGCGGGGAGUUCGUGCGCGGCGCUUCAAAUCUGUUCCAGGGUCAUGUGCUGGCCUCCUUCUACGAUGUGGUCGUGGUCACGUUGAACUAUCGGCUGGGCGCAUUGGGCUUCCUCUCCACAGCAGAUGAGAACUCGCCGGGCAACUAUGGCAUCUUGGAUCAGGCAAUGGCACUCAAGUGGGUGCACGAUAACAUUGAGUUCUUCAAUGGGGAUCGCGAGUCGAUCACGCUGUUUGGACCCGGAGCUGGGGCCGCCUCUGCAGGACUCCUGAUGGUGGCACCACAAACACGCAACAUAGUGAAGCGCGUGAUUGCCCAAUCGGGCUCAGCGUUGGCCGACUGGGCGCUCAUCCAAGAUAAGUACAGGGCACAGAAUACCAGUCGUGUGCUGGGCCAAGUGCUGGGCUGCUCUAUAGAUUCGUCCUGGAAACUGGUCAACUGCCUACGCACUGGACGCAGCUUCUACGAGCUGGGAAAUGCCGAGUUCUCGCCCCAAGUCGGAAGCUUCCCCUGGGGUCCGGUGCUGGAUCAUAAUUUCACGUUGCCUGGCGACGAUUGGUACGAGGGCUGGCGGGAGAAGGAUUGGCGUUUUCUUACCCAGACACCCGAGACUCUGAUUCGCGCUGGCCGUUUCAAUCGCAACAUUCAGUAUAUGACGGGUGUUACCACGCAGGAAGCGGCGUUCUUUGUGGCCCAGAACGAAUCUCUGGCGCCCUAUUACGAGCUAGACGGUCGCUUCUUUGAGCAGAAGUUGAGGGAGCACGUCUUCCGCUACAACUACACUCUCAAUCCGAAUGGCGUGUAUGAGGCCAUCAAAUACAUGUACACCUACUGGCCGGAUCCCAACAAUAACACCAUCAUACGUGAUCAAUACAUCAAUAUGCUGAGCGAUCUCUACUAUCGGGCGCCCGUCGAUCAAAUGGUUAAGCUGCUCUUAGCGCAAAAGAUUCCCGUCUAUAUGUAUGUGCUGAACACCACCGUGGAGGCCCUCAACUUGCCCCAAUGGCGCAAAUAUCCACACGACACCGAGCACUACUUCUUGACGGGUGCCCCCUUCUUGGACACGGAGUUCUUUCCCAAGAAGGACCACCUGCAGCGCAACAUGUGGACUGACAAUGAUCGCAAUAUGAGUCACUUCUUCAUGCAGACCUAUUCGAACUUUGCGAGAUAUGGCAAUCCGACGCCGCAGCAAGUGCUCGGAAUGCACUUUCAACAGGCAUAUCAGGGGGAGAUUCGUUACCUAAACAUCAAUACCACAUACAACUCCUCGAUCUUGCUGAACUAUCGGCAAACCGAGUGCGCCUUCUGGACGCAGUAUUUGCCAACCGUAAUUGGCGUUCUGGUGCCCACAUAUCCGCCCACGACGGAAUACUGGUGGGAGCCAAAGGAGCCCUUGCAAAUCGCCUUCUGGAGCAUGUCGGUUGCCUGCUUCUUCCUCAUCGUGCUGGUCGUCAUCUGCUGCAUUAUGUGGCGCAACGCCAAGCGGCAAUCGGAUCGCUUCUAUGACGAGGACGUCUUCAUCAAUGGCGAUGGCAUGGAGCCAGAGCCGGAUCCACGAGGCGUGGACAAUUCGCAUAUGGUGACCAAUCACCAUGCAUUGCGCUCGCGAGACAACAUUUACGAAUAUCGAGACUCUCCAUCGACCAAAACACUAGCCAGCAAAGCACAGACGGAUACCACGUCCUUGCGUUCACCCAGCUCGCUGGCCAUGACCCAGAAGUCAGGCAGCCAAGCUUCGCUCAAGUCGGGCAUUUCGCUCAAGGAGACUAAUGGCAGCCUGGUCAAGUCGGAGCGCGCAGCUACGCCGCGCUCGCAGACUAAUGGAUCUGCAGCCAAAGCGGCGCCUGUCGAGGAGAAGCGUCUGCUGCAGCCCAUGUCCAGCACGCCAGUGGCGCAGCUGCAAGCGGAGCCAAUGAAGCGAACGCCGGCAGCUCCAGCCAGCGUGAUUAGCAGCAGCAGUCGCAGCACCACGCCAGUGCCCUCGGCACGCACCACAACGACGACGGCGACGCUGACAGCGCAGCCGGCAGCACAGCCACGACGCACGCAGCUAGUGGAGGGCGUGCCACAAACAUCCGUCUAAGUAACCGCUCUCUAAGCGCGCGAUGCACUUAGAGAGAAUACGCAAAGCC
Molecule: messenger RNA, 3159 nt
Organism: Drosophila hydei
Lineage: Eukaryota; Metazoa; Arthropoda; Insecta; Diptera; Drosophilidae
Gene: Gli
Product: acetylcholinesterase
Exons: 7
Coding region: 243-3110 (955 amino acids)
Cellular component (GO): tricellular tight junction; cell surface; septate junction
Source: RefSeq, a predicted model, not a curated record